Molecule: messenger RNA, 2603 nt
Organism: Myxocyprinus asiaticus (Chinese sucker)
Lineage: Eukaryota; Metazoa; Chordata; Actinopteri; Cypriniformes; Catostomidae
Product: P2Y purinoceptor 8-like
Exons: 2
Coding region: 96-1118 (340 amino acids)
Biological process (GO): phospholipase C-activating G protein-coupled receptor signaling pathway; positive regulation of Rho protein signal transduction
Cellular component (GO): membrane
Molecular function (GO): G protein-coupled receptor activity
Source: RefSeq, a predicted model, not a curated record
ACAAAACGAUUAACUGCCACCAACACACACAAGGGAAGUCAUACUUGCUUCUUGAGGCAGAGCAACAACCAUUCAGCAAACAACAAUUCACAACCAUGAAUGUUUCCAAUCCAAUGGAUGAAGACACAUUGGCCAUGUUUGACAACAAAUUAGCCAGUAAUCUUGUCUCAGCCAUCUAUGUCAUUGUGACUCUGGCCAACCUCUGCGGUAACGGUGUCUCUCUGUUUCUAUUAUUGAUGCGUACCUCUCCGAAGACUUCCUCCAUCAUCUUCAUGAUCAACCUCACUCUCACUGACCUGGUCCUGGGCACUGUGCUCCCCUUUCAGAUUGUGUACCAAAUUCAGGGCUACAACUGGACUUUGGGCACUGGGAUGUGCAACGUCCUGACAGUAGUAUUCUACGCCAACAUGUAUUGCUCUAUUUUGUCUAUGACUGCCAUUAGCGCUGACCGUUAUCUGGGCAUUGUGAAACCAAUGCGCUUCAGAGAAAUGAGGAGGAAGAAAACAUACGGAGUUGUCGUCUGUAUAUUUAUGUGGGUGUUGGUCCUCAUGAUUCUGAACCCGUUGGAAAGGACAGACUUGACAUUUCCUGUACAAGAGCGCAAUAUUACCACAUGCUUUGAUGUGUUAAGGAAGGACAUGCUCCCAACUACCGCUCACUGGGCAGCUUUCCUGUUCGGCAUGUUCAUCAUUCUCUUCCUCUGUCCGUUCAUUAUAACAGUGUAUUGCUAUAUUAACAUCAUCUGUGUGCUGGUGAGAAAAGCCAAUAGUCAACAGAAAGGCCGUGCUGUGCACCUGGCAUGCACUGUCCUGUUUGUGUUCAUUUUUUGUUUUGCUCCGAAUAACAUACUACUCUUGGCACACUCAAUUAAAAGACUGUACUAUGGAAAAUCUCUCUAUAUCUACUACAAGCUCUCCCUUUCUCUUAGCUGCAUUAACAGUUGCAUUGAUCCAUUUAUUUAUUAUUUUGCCUCCAAAGAGUUCCGUCGAAAGCUAAGGCAAAUGCUGCGGCUGAAGACUCUUAGCAUAGCAGAGACUCAGAUGAUUGAGGGUCAUAGAGAGAGCUUUUUCUCUGGUCGCACAACGUGCAAUGCACAUGAAGACUGUGACAAUUUUUAAAGGUAAGGUGUGUAAUUUUUUUAAAAUGUUGAAAUAGUUUCUCUUUUCCCAGGUUAUUAUGCAAAGCCUACUGUAAGUAAGGCAUUUGUAGGUUCAUUUCCCUGAAAAGUGUAAACACCAUGGCUCUAUCAAAACAUUGCUCUGUUUGCUUGAGCAUCCCAACUAGCCAGACAUAGCAGCAUUGGCUCAACCAAUGGCAUGAGUUUGGGGAGGGACCAUCUGUUUUUAUGACCAGUGGAAGAUGGGGGGAGUGUUCUGGAAACCUAUUUGGAAACAGAAAGCCAAGGAAAUUACAAACCUCACCUUUUACAUUUUUUGUUGUUUUUGUUCUACAUUUUAUUUUUGGCCUUUGCAACUUUUUUUAGAGGUGGAAAACAAGAUUAUUGGGAAUUAUCAUAAAGCCAGAUUUGAACCUACUUGAGCGCCACUCCUAAAUGUGUCAGUGCACAUGCGUUAACCACAAGCCCACAGUUUUGACAUCAUUUUUAACAUUUCUAAUCAGUGUUAUUUAGACUCAUAAGAAUGAUAACUUCCCAUUAUUUCUUUCUUGUUUUGUAGCAUCUUGCUUUUGUUCUGUUUUGAUUUCCUGGCUGAUCAGCUGAGGAAAAGUGUGCUGCUCACAUGCCUUUUCAAAACACAGCGUGUGAUGUUUGUGUCUCUUUUUUUAUCUGGUAUCAGAAAACCAUGUUCCUCUCUUACUAAAGCUUAUUUUAUACCCUGUUAUGUGAUUACACUUUAGAGACAAUUUCAGUAUUUAUUUCAUGGCUGGUCUGGGAACUGGCAAGGUCUGAUUGCUAAAAGUAUAAAGACUUAAUGUGGCAGCUAUAAUUAGUGUAUCCUUGAACUAUGAAUUAUUUUUAUAUUCUAAAAUGCGUGGUAUUGCCACAUUUAAAAGAUCGUUCCUUUGUCACAACUAUUUUGAUAUUUAUUUACUUAUUUUUUUAUUUAAUAUUUUUACUUAAACUGUUUAUAAAGCAUGCCUGCAUUAUUACGUUACCUGUUUUUUUUUUUUUUUACUUGUUUUUAUACUUGAGCGUAAUAAUACCAUUUUUCAAUGGUAAUAUAACAAUGUUUUCAAAGUCACAUAGAAUCAUUUAUUUUGUCUUAAUCUUCAUUUUGUUAAAUAAACUGUAUUUGCAUUUAUUUUGUGUGAGUGUGCAUAAAACUUCACAUUUGUACCUAAGAUUAAAGAUGGCACAAACGUUAGUCAUCUCGGGACCAAGUGCCUAGUGUCUAUUUAUAAUUGUAACUUGCUCUCUACAACAGAGAUGCCAUAGACAGGUCAAGAUUUAUUUAAGUUCCUUUCAAACCUAGAACUGUUGAACUAUUGAGCAAAAUACAGUACAUGUAAUGUACAAACUCCUGGAGAAGUUCACCCAGCUAGUGCAAUAAUAAUCCAGUGACAAGAAACAAGCUUAACACCAGCACUAUGAUUUCAUCAGUGCAAGUCUGAUGUGAAAUAAACAUUUGUUGUUUAUAAAGCAG